Messenger RNA from Cryptococcus wingfieldii CBS 7118, 1002 nucleotides. RefSeq names its product alcohol dehydrogenase (NADP+). The coding region runs from base 1 to 1002 and encodes 333 amino acids. The record is from RefSeq and is a predicted model, not a curated record. Gene Ontology annotation, molecular function: aldose reductase (NADPH) activity. NCBI's taxonomy places the organism in Eukaryota, Fungi, Basidiomycota, Tremellomycetes, Tremellales, Cryptococcaceae. The transcript has 8 exons. Gene Ontology annotation, cellular component: cytosol.
AUGGCUCCCGCUACCACCUUCACCCUCAACGAUGGCCGCAAGAUCCCCUCUAUCGGUCUUGGUACCUGGCAAUCCGAGCCCGGACAGGUCGCCCAGGCUGUCGAGUCUGCCCUCAAGAGCGGCUACAGGCACAUCGAUGCCGCUUGGGCCUAUGGCAACGAGAAGGAGGUCGGCCAGGGUAUCAAGGCCUCUGGCGUCCCCCGAGAGGACAUCUGGGUCACCUCCAAGCUCUUUGAGCUUCACCACCACCCCGAGCACGUCGAGCUCGCCGUCAGGGACACCUUGAAGAACUUGGGUCUCGAGUACCUUGACUUGUACCUCAUGCACUGGAACAUCGGUCUCCAGGUCGACGCCCCUGAGGGUACCCUUCCCCAGCAGGAGCACGUCCCCAAGGGCAAGGACGACAAGCCCAAGCUCGACGUUGCCAUCUCUGACGACCCCUCUUCCACCUGGAAGGCUCUUGAGAACCUCGUCGAGAAGGGUCUCGUCAAGUCUAUUGGUGUCUCCAACUUCAACAUCAACCGACUCGAAAAGCUCCUCAAGACUGCCAAGAUCCAGCCCGUUGCCGACCAGGUCGAGCUCUCCAUUCAGUGCCCCCAGCCCGAGCUCGUCGCCUACCUCACAUCCAAGAACAUCCUUCCCCAGGGUUACUCUCCCCUCGGUGGUACUGGCAAGUCCAACCUCCGAGAGAACAAGGCCGUCGAAAAGCUCGCCAACAAGUAUGGUGUCCAGACCGCCAACAUUCUUUUGUCUUGGUUGGUUGAGAGGGGUGUAAACCCUGUCCCCAAGUCGGUCACUCCCGAGAGGAUCGCCAACAACAUCAAGCUUGUUGACCUCUCCAAGGAGGACUUUGAGGAGCUCGAGCAGCUCGCUCAGACCACUCCUUCCAGCCGAGUCUGUGACCAGUCCGACUCGUUUGACCCCACCUACGACAUCUUCCAGGAGAAGGACUCUGAGUUCUCCGACAAGGCUCAGUUCGCCAAGCUUGGUCUCAAGCUCUAA